Messenger RNA from Lolium rigidum, 255 nucleotides. Its product is annotated as peroxidase 39-like. The transcript has a single exon. The record is from RefSeq and is a predicted model, not a curated record. The coding region runs from base 1 to 255 and encodes 84 amino acids. Gene Ontology annotation, molecular function: heme binding; peroxidase activity. Gene Ontology annotation, biological process: response to oxidative stress. NCBI's taxonomy places the organism in Eukaryota, Viridiplantae, Streptophyta, Magnoliopsida, Poales, Poaceae.
AUGGACCCUGGGAGCUUCCUCACCUUCGACCUCGGUUACUACCGCGGCCUGCUCAAGAGCCGAGGUCUGUUCCAGUCGGACCACGCCUUGCUAAUGGACGCGGCGGCAAGGGCCGACGUCGAGAGCGUCGCGAGCGGCCCGCCGGAGGUGUUCUUCCAGCUGUUCGCGCGGUCCAUGGUGAGGCUGGGCAUGGUGGACGUCAAGACCGGCGGCGAGGGCGAAAUCAGGCGGCACUGCACCGUCGUCAACAGCUAG